Messenger RNA from Aspergillus udagawae, 1014 nucleotides. RefSeq names its product alpha/beta hydrolase family protein. NCBI's taxonomy places the organism in Eukaryota, Fungi, Ascomycota, Eurotiomycetes, Eurotiales, Aspergillaceae. The transcript has a single exon. Bases 1 to 1014 code for a protein of 337 amino acids. The record is from RefSeq and is a predicted model, not a curated record.
AUGUAUCAAUUCUUCCCCUCCUCCUUCUUCAACUUCGAGUUCACGCGAGUAGUCGGCACAGUCGCCUUCGGGGGCGCCGAGCUUGCAGAAUGCCUCGACGCAGCCACGCAAAUCGCCAGCGAUGACCCGGAGAGCUGGCACCGGGGCUGGCUUGUCCAGGCCGAGAAGGCGCACGCUAUAGCCCUGGAGGCUGUGGAGCACGACGAUUGUAUUGCUGCCCGCGACGCCUUCCUGCGCACAGCCAACUACUUUCGCGCCAGUCAAUACAUGUUCAAUGACAGGCCAGGGAGUCCGGAUCCGCGCGUGCAGGAGUUGUUCGCGCGGAGUGUCAAUGCAUUUCAUCAGGCGAUUCCGAUGUUGGGGCACCAGACGCACGUUCUGGAGAUUCCGUACCAGGAUGGUCAUCUGCCGGGGUAUUUGUUUUUACCGCGCCAGGGAGAUGAGACCGGUCGGAAGGUUCCUGUGGUUGUGUGUAUCAAUGGAGCAGAUUCGACGUCCGAGGAGCUGUAUCUGCUAUACGGGGCGAGCGGAUGCGAUCGCGGAUAUGCGGUUCUACUAUUCGAUGGACCGGGGCAGGGCGCCAGUUUGCGCAAAGGGAGGAGUGCCAUGCGCCCGGACUGGGAGGAGGUGACGACCCCCGUGCUGGAUUAUGCGGAGCAGCUGGCGGAGGAGCAUCCCGAGUGGUUGCUGGAUCUCUCGCGGAUUGCACUGGUCGGGGUGUCUAUGGGGGCGUACUAUGCGCUGCGAGGAGCCGUGGAUCUUCGCGUCUCGGCGUGCAUCGCCGUGGAUCCUUUCUACGAUAUGUUCGACCUGGCUACGUCCCGCAUGCCGCCUUGGUUUAUUCGGGCCUGGCUAGCGGGCUGGAUCACCGACGGGAUGUUCGAUGCGACGUGGCGCAUGUUGUCGCGGUGGAAUUUCCAGCUCAAGUGGGAGUUGACAUGUUAUGUGGAUCUUUGGGAAGUCGUCGCCGGCGGCGGCUAUGCGGGAGAUGCAGCGGUAUUCGUUGAAGAGUGA